AUGCCCUACACACCCUCAGGCUUUUUUUGUGACCGGCUAAUCCGGGAAAGAGAGAGAAGGGAUGGAGAAGGAUCUGUAAACAAACCUCUUCAAUUCAGUGGUCAGGACUUUAACAGUCUGAAAUUGGAUUGUCUUCAGAAAAAGGUGCUAUUUGAGGAUAAGACCUUUCCAGCCACUGUGGAGUCCCUGGGUUACAAGGAACUGGGCCACAAGUCCAACAAGGUCAAGAACAUUGUCUGGAAAAGACCCAAGGAUAUCUGUGAUAAUCCACAGUUCAUUAUUGGAGGUGCCAGCAGAACGGACAUCUGUCAGGGAGACUUGGGAGACUGCUGGCUGCUUGCUGCCAUUGCUUGUCUUACUCUGAAUGAUAAGCUGCUGUAUCGGGUUGUUCCUCAAGAUCAGAGUUUCUCUGACAAUUAUGCAGGAAUAUUUCAUUUUCAGUUCUGGCGUUAUGGUGACUGGGUCGAUGUUGUGGUUGAUGAUCGCAUCCCUACCCUCAAUGACCAGCUUGUGUUUACUAAGUCUGCUGAGAGGAAUGAGUUCUGGAGUGUUCUACUUGAGAAAGCAUAUGCCAAACUGCACGGUUCUUACGAGGCUCUGAAAGGUGGCAACACUGCCGAGGGGAUGGAAGACUUCACCGGAGGAGUUACCGAGUUCUAUGAAAUAAAAGAGGCACCCAAGGAACUUUACAAAAUCAUGAAAAAGGCCUUGGAGAGAGGAUCCCUCAUGGGUUGUUCUAUUGAUUCCUUGGUCCCAGCCCGCCUUGAGACUCGCACUGUGACUGGGCUAGUGAAAGGUCAUGCCUAUUCUGUAACUGCUGUGGAUGAGUGUAAACAGAGCAUACAGAAAGAAUCUAAAGUCCGUCUGGUGCGUCUCCGUAAUCCAUGGGGCCAAGUGGAGUGGAACGGACCUUGGAGUGAUAAUUCAAAGGAGUGGGCUACCAUUUCUAAGGAAGAGAAAGAAAAAUUGCAUCAACAGAGUGCAGAAGAUGGAGAGUUCUGGAUGUCCUAUAAUGAUUUCAUGAAGAACUACACCAAGAUAGAAAUUUGUAACCUGACCCCUGAUGCUUUGGAUGAUGAUAAGCUCCACAAGUGGACAGUGUCUGUGAAUGAGGGCUGCUGGGUAAAAGGCUGCUCUGCUGGAGGCUGCAGGAAUUAUUCAGACACCUUUUGGACAAACCCACAAUAUCGCCUUCGCCUCUUUGAGGAGGAUGAUGAAACGGACAACAGUGAGGCCGCCUGCUCCUUUGUUGUGGCUCUUAUGCAGAAAAAUAGAAGAAAAGAUCGCAAACUUGGUGCUAAUUUAUUUACUAUUGGAUUUUCCAUCUAUGAGGUGCCAAAGGAGAUGCAUGGUAACAAGCAGCACAUGCAGAAGGAAUUCUUCCUGCUGAACUCGUCCAAGGCUCGCAGCAAAGCCUACAUUAACUUGCGGGAGGUGACUCAACGCUUCAAGCUGAGCCCUGGGGAAUAUGUCAUAGUGCCUUCCACCUAUGAGCCCCAUCAGGAAGGCGAGUUUCUCCUCCGUGUCUUCUCUGAGAAGAAGAAUGUGUCUGAGGAAAUAGAGAACAGGAUCGAAGCUGACCAUCCAGCUCCGGCUCCAGCCUCAGCAGGGGAUGAGACUGAGGAGGACCAGCAGUUCCGCACCAUUUUUGAGAAGAUCACUGGGGAUGAAAUGGAGAUCUCAGCCAGUGAGCUGAGAAAUGUCCUGAACAGCGUGUUGGCUCAUCACAAAGACAUGGGAAAAGAGGGUUUUAGUCUAGAGAGCUGCCGUAGUAUGAUAGCCUUCAUGGAUAUGGAUGGAACAGGCAGACUUCAUCUGCAGGAGUUUAGACAGUUGUGGAAUAAGAUUAAGCAGUGGCAGGAAAUCUUUAAGCAUUAUGAAGCUGAGCAGACUGGUUUUAUCAGCAGCUAUGAGAUGAGGAAUGCCAUCAAUGAUGCAGGGUUCCGUCUCAACAACCCGCUGUACAACAUUAUCACAAUGCGUUACGCCAACAAGAACAUGAACAUCGACUUUGACAGCUUCGUCUGCUGUCUUGUGCGUUUGGAGACGAUGUUCAGAGCUUUCCAGGCCUUUGAUCAGGAUGGAGACGGCACCAUCCGGCUGUCCGUACUGGAGUGGCUCCAGUUGACCCUGUAUGCCUAAACACACUUAGGAUCCAGGUGAACACACAGAACAGGACCAGAAUCACCAGCCUUUACCUCAAACCCAUUGUGCCAAACCUCCACUUCUCCUUUUUAGCCUUGAAAUGUUUACAAUCUUCACAUAAAAUAGUCAUUACUUAAAAGUUCCACAUUCUGUGGAAGACUUCAGACAGAGUGAUAGGCAUGAUGUCAUCAUCUCAACAGGUUGAAAGCAAGUUUUAGUCUACGUUAGAUCUUUUGCAGUAUUGACGUCUCCCCAGUGUCCUGAGGCUCAGCUUCCAUGUACUCUGUGACACAAUUCAACUCUACAAUUCUAUUGUAACCUGAACUCUUUUACUUCAUCAACUUUACUGCAGUGCUCAAGGUGUCAGAUCACCUUUUGCUACAGUUCAUAAUUCUUUCAUUUUGUUCUUCUUCAGGCCUGUCUUCUAAUCUCUCUCUUUCAUUCAUAUACUGAAACCGGAAAUCUCUCGCUUCCUGUCACAAUCCAGUACCUCAGAUAUGUCUUUAAUCAUCUCUGCUCUGUUUUUCUUUCUUAAAAAAAAAACAACUGGCUAUGAUAAUCAAAUCCAUAAACUUGAAUUAGAUUAAAUAUCAGUUUUCACACAUUCUACAACAGCCACCGUUUAGACUAUUUGUUGUUGGAACAUUCCUCUGUCUUUGUUUCCACAAGCCUGGUUGUAAGUUGUUUGGUGGAAAAAAGAAUAAUAGCAAGAGGAAACACCCAUCAGAACCCACUCAAAUACGGAACCUAGAAAUAUGUUCAGGGUUUGUUUCCAAUGCAUAGGUGGAGAUUACACUCGAGCAACCUUUUGGUGAUGAAUAAAUGUAAGGUUUGGUCAGAAGACUAUUCUUAACCUCCUGAAAUGA
Molecule: messenger RNA, 3011 nt
Organism: Silurus meridionalis
Lineage: Eukaryota; Metazoa; Chordata; Actinopteri; Siluriformes; Siluridae
Gene: capn3a
Product: calpain 3a, (p94)
Exons: 21
Coding region: 1-2142 (713 amino acids)
Biological process (GO): proteolysis; negative regulation of apoptotic process
Cellular component (GO): cytoplasm
Molecular function (GO): calcium-dependent cysteine-type endopeptidase activity; calcium ion binding
Source: RefSeq, a predicted model, not a curated record